UUUAUUUACAAAUGUCUAGUUUCACUUUGCAUUUUGAACCAUCAAAUAAAAACUUGUAAUGGAUGUUCAUCACAAUGGUAAUGGAAAAAUUCUACACAUCAUUCAGGAUGAAAAACACAAACUAAACUCAAAGUUUACACUGCAUGAAAAAUCAUAUGACUGUGGAACAUAUUCUUUUACAAACAAAGGAGAAGUGGAAUUUUCGUGUCCUAAUUCGUGUGGUAUUUCCUUCACAUCAUGUUUAGAAAUAUUGACAGACACUGUUAUACCUCUGUUACUGAUUGAAAAAUCAAGUGGUAACACGUUUGAAUAUUAUUUUCUUGGAUAUUCAUUCACGAACUCCAAAUUUAUUCCUCUUAGAAAACUGCAGCUGAGACAAAAAAUCUGUGAUUUCCAAACAGUAGAUGGACCUACAGUAAUCUGGAAUGAUCAAGGUUCAUUAAAUAUUGGUAUACAGUCAAAGCAAAGUUCAAGUUCUUUAUUAGAACAUGAGAUUGACCCAGAGUUAGGAAAAACCCAUUUAUUGUCAGUAAAAUAUUGCAUAGAACACUAUUUGAUUAUUGGGACAAGCACAAAGAACUCUAACAGCUCCACACAGUUGUUUUGCUGUAUUUUCUCUCCAGCACAGUCCAACAUUUCCUUGCCAAGAACAACAAACAUUGAAAUUUGGCGGGUUCUACCAUCUUUAUACACAAACAUUUGCAAGGUUGUUAUUGAAGAUUGUGUGAUAAGUUGCUUAGAAGAUAAAUUUAACAUUGAAUGUACUUUGUAUGCUGUGACUGAUGAUGGAUAUAUCUUAAAAUUCACUAAUGGAAGACUUUUGUUUGCUGUACCAACACAUAUUCAGUGCACUUUUGAUCUCAGACUUGACCUUAUUGAGUGUGUUCCACUGCAGAGAUGCUACUUGAGUCUUUUCACAAAUGAAACUUUAAAGGUCAUCUGUAUUGGUGAUGAAAAGAUCACUCAAACAUGGUCAGAUGUUAAGCAGGUCCUGUGUGAUGAUUUUGUUAAAAAUGGAGGACAACAGUUACUGAUAUUAAAGAAGGAGUUUGACGGGGAAAAAGGAUUCCUUUUGACAGAUUUUAAUAUUGUCCAUGAAGAUACAUGUACAACAACAGAACAUGAAGAAAAUGGAAAAAAUACAGAAGAGAAAAAGUCCAGCACUUCAACAGCAUUAUUUGCAUUACAGUCAAGACUAAGGAAUGAAGUGGUAUCAUUGAAUGAGCUCCAGUCAGAGAUAGACAAAAGAAGAACCCACAUCACAGAGUUAUGGAGGAGUACAGAAUUACUGAACCAGGGAAAAACUGCUGGUUCUACAAAUACAUCGAUGUUGAUCAGUUUGAUUGGAACCGAGAAUGGUUCUGAAAUUUUCACACAUCCAAAGAAGGAAGACGGCUCACCAGUCCUUAAAGUACCUGCUGUAUGGAAGAGAAUAGUGCAAAAUAUUCUUGUUGUAGGUGCUGAGGUCGUCAACUCUUCAAAAAGUGAUUUUGCCUAUGUAACCAUGACUAUGGUACAACCUGAUUGUAAUGACAGUCAAGUACUGACCUUCACCUCAGAAUGUUAUGACCUUGGGAACACAUCAAGAGAUAAUUCAUGUCAUGAUGUAGCAAAAAGAAGGAGAGUUUCAGCUGCAUCCCUUUCCAAUUUUAAAGGCACAGAAUGUUUCAAGGUUAAAUCGGGCCAGUCAGUCACUAUUCUGUGCAAAACUAGUAUACCAAGUUUUAGAUUAAUGAGUGAUGUAAAGUAUGAAAUGUUUAUCAAUGUGACUGACAGUACAAGCCACGAAGAACAUAGAAAUAAGAAAGUAGUGUAUGCAGGGGAGAUUACUCUAUCACCCUUAGACAUAUUGCAAGGAAAACAUACAGUUUCUGUAAAGAAAAACUUGAAUGAGGAUAAUUCUGGAACAGAACCUUUUACAGAAAUCCAGAGAGACAUACUUGCCUUGAAUUCUGUCCAAGUUAGUACACCUCUUGGUGUAAGAUCAACAAGAUUUCCCUUGUCUCAGCUGCAAUCAAGGCUGCAGAAGAAGGCUGGUUUAGUCUCGCUUGAAAAAUAUGAAUGUAUGGUAUUUGAUAAUAUUCAGCCAUUGGUAGAUGUACGAUUAUACAUAGAUGAAUGUGGCGAUGAGAAGGAACUCAAGUUAACUGUUUAUACCAGCUGUGGAGAUCAACUGUACUUGUUACUCCAUCAUUUAUAUUCAUUGCUUCCUGAUGAUGUUUUAUUUAUACCAGCCAAUCAAUUUCAACAUGACAUCACCAAAUUACUGAACAGCUUACAAGAGGAAAUAAAUGAAACAUGUUCAGAAAUCAGUAAAGUUUAUCAACUAAGCCAACAAACUGAAGAUGUAGAGAUGACGGAAGAACAUGACAGUAAUGGAAAACUUCUUUUUGAAAAUGUUCGCCAAAACUUUGCACAGAGAAAACUUAUAGCUCAGAGCAAGUCUAAGCUAGCUUUAAGUGGGGAUAAAUUCAAAAGAUUAUGUGAAAAGAUUGAGAAAAAUCAGAGAAAAUCAGAUAUUAAUUUAAUCAAAUUAGCAACUAAAUGAUAGUAAUAUAUUUAAUAAAUUUUUAUUACAAUGAUUAGUAGUUACUUAAUCAUUAUACUAUU
Messenger RNA from Mytilus trossulus (common blue mussel), 2610 nucleotides. RefSeq lists its product as uncharacterized. Gene Ontology annotation, biological process: replication-born double-strand break repair via sister chromatid exchange; positive regulation of double-strand break repair via homologous recombination; interstrand cross-link repair. The coding region runs from base 59 to 2548 and encodes 829 amino acids. Gene Ontology annotation, cellular component: Fanconi anaemia nuclear complex. The record is from RefSeq and is a predicted model, not a curated record. The transcript is spliced from 7 exons. NCBI's taxonomy places the organism in Eukaryota, Metazoa, Mollusca, Bivalvia, Mytilida, Mytilidae.